CGCGAGAGGACGCCAGAGGACUUCUUGACCUAUCCGGGCGGGGCGGGGAAGACGAAAAGGUGGUGGUGAAGCUGGGCCUUUCCGGGGCGAUGCCGUCUGCAUUCUCAAUCAGCAAGUUUCCCGUCAGCAUCCCCGCCGUAAUCACGACGGACUGGACGGAGCCCUGGCUCAUGGGGCUGGCUGCCUUCCACGCGCUCUGCUUGCUGCUCACCUGCUUCUCAUCCCGGAGGUGUGCGCUACAGGUGGGGCACUUCCUGUGCCUGGUGACCUUAGUCUACUGCGCGGAGUACAUCAAUGAAGUGGCGGCAGAGAACUGGAGGUUGUUCUCGAAGUACCAGUACUUUGACUCGAGGGGCAUGUUCAUCUCCACAGUGUUCUCGGCCCCCUUGCUGCUCAACGCCCUGGUCAUCGUGGUCCUGUGGGUGCGCCAGACCCUGACCGUGAUGACCGACCUGAGGACCCUGCAGGAGAGGAGGAGGGCAAGGAGCAGGCCCAAGGAGGAGUGACGGCUCGGGUCCGGCCCCCCGCGAGCCUCUUUCGACCCCGUCCGCUCCUGGGACGCACUUAGACCGGCUUUUAGGACACAGUUUACCGCACGUCCACCAGGGCACUCGCCGGGCCUACAGGGGGUCCCGUCUCUCUGGU
Kogia breviceps (pygmy sperm whale) is the source of this 645-nucleotide messenger RNA. RefSeq names its product transmembrane protein 18 (gene TMEM18). Gene Ontology annotation, cellular component: nuclear membrane. Lineage: Eukaryota; Metazoa; Chordata; Mammalia; Artiodactyla; Physeteridae. The record is from RefSeq and is a predicted model, not a curated record.